This is a messenger RNA of Mesorhabditis belari, 1389 nucleotides long. NCBI's taxonomy places the organism in Eukaryota, Metazoa, Nematoda, Chromadorea, Rhabditida, Rhabditidae. The record is from the annotation of a GenBank genome assembly.
AUGAGUGCUGAAGGUGGACGAUCGGGGGGGACCCAUUCCCGUCUUCGUCAUCGAGCUCUCGGUGCUCAAGGGAAAACCCAUCCAACAAUCACUGCUAAGCAUAAUCAGAUGUACCUCAUCACAUCGAUCAUGCAAAAACCACCAAUGGACGGCGCACUGAUCAAUCAGGCAUUGCCUAAGGAGCUUAUUUUGAGGAUUUUCUCGUAUUUGGAUGUGAUAACGUUGUGUCGUUCUGCUCAAACGUGUCGCUACUGGAAUCUUCUCGCGUUGGACGGUUCUAAUUGGAUGGAAGUCAACUUUUUCGAAUUUCAAAGAGAUAUUAAGGGUACUGUUGUCGAAAAUCUGGCAAAACGGUGCGGCGGUUUCUUGAAGAAUCUUUCACUAAAAGGAUGUGAGAGUGUUCAGGAUAAUGCUCUUCGAUCGUUUACCCGUCAGUGUCCAAACAUUCAAAUGCUAUCACUUGAGAAAUGCAAGAAAGUCACCGAUGUCACCUGUGAGAAUCUCGGGAAAAACUGCCACCGUUUGUUAGAGUUGAACUUGGAAAAUUGUGCCGCGAUCACGGAUCGAGCUCUCAAAUAUAUAUCCGAUGGUUGUAAACGUCUUGAAUACAUCAAUAUCAGCUGGUGUGAUGCGAUCACUGAUCGGGGAAUCGGCUUGUUGCUGCGUGGUUGCCCCCAACUCGCUCAUCUUAUCAUUAAAGGCUGUGAAGGGGUGACGGAAAAUGUUUUCGAUAACUCACUCGAGCAUAUGGGCUCUCUCGUGGAACUCGACUUGUUGCAAUGCUUUGUAACUGAUCAAACAGUGACUUCAUUGUCGAAAGGCGCGGCAAAACUUGAGUAUCUUUGUCUCUCGCAAUGCACUCAAAUCACUGAUCGAUCACUGCAGGCUUUAGCUCAUGGAUGUAAACGACUCACAGUUCUCGAAUUGUCGGGCUGCGCCUUUCUAAGCGAUCCCGGCUUCAUUGCACUGGCGAAAAGUUGUAAAGGCUUAAUGAAGCUGGAUCUCGAAGAUUGCUCGCUGAUCACCGAUCAAUCGUUGCACGCAUUCGCCACUCAUUGCCCGCAAAUCGUUGAAAUGACUUUAUCUCACUGUGAGCAAAUCAGCGACGAAGGAGUGAUUGAGCUAUGUCAGGCACACAAAGAAACACUUGAGGUUUUGGAACUCGAUAACUGCCCACUCGUGACCGAUUCGACCAUUUCGCACAUAAAAAAUUUGCAAAAUUUGAGAAGAAUCGACCUUUAUGAUUGUCAAGGAGUCUCAAAAGAAGCAAUCAAUCGAUUAAAGCAACACCGCGGAGGCCUCGAAGUGCACGCGUAUUUCGCUCCACCCACUCCACCGGCUGCCACCACUCCGCCCAGAAAUAAUAUUUGCCGUUGUUGUGCGAUCUUA